AUGGUCAGACAACAGAAAUUGGGAUUACCCAAGGGAUUAGGGAAUUCUCGUGAGAUUACAAAUGACGAACAAGAACUUCCAACUGGAAGACCACAAGACAUGAUUGAGGCAAGUCCUAUGAAUGUGUAUGGGACGUCGAUGGAUCACGGGUAUGAGUCUGGUACCAGCGUCGAUUCUUCCAGACGCAACUCGAUUGCCGUCCGCGAAUUGCCAGUUAUUGCCACAGGACGACGCCGCUACACGAUGCAAAAUCGAAUGCAGCUUUCGAGACCAACCGAACCAAUUCGUAAGACUUCCUACCAGUCGCUGCUUUCAAAUCAAAAUAUUGAAGAGGAACCAGCAUCUCUCUCACGCCGAAGAAUGAGCGUUCCGGAAAAUAUUUACAGACGAUCGGAGUUCGCCAUUAUGCGCCCAAUCCGCAAGUUCACCGAAAGUUCCUAUGAAGUGGUCUCGGCAUUUGAUCGACGUGAUGAUCCUUAUGAGGCUUUCAUGAAGUCCAUCACAUGCUACGAAAUGCAGCCAGUUCAUAGUUGCAUUGUCAUGUUUGAUUCAAGAACAAAGAUACGCGUUGUUGUGAACGCGAUGGCUCAACACGGCCAUCAAGCAGCGGUUAUCUUGAACACGGAGACCAAUAUCGUCGAAUCCGUGUUUACCCAGAGUGAUUGUCUCAGUGCUAUCAACAUGUUUGUCACUGGAGGCAAUGAGGUCACGAAGCACACAGUGUCGGAAUUCAUGAAAUUAAUGGGAAAUAAUACGUUGAUUUGCUCCGAAAUGUCAAGCAGCGCUUGGGAUGCUGGAAAAAUUAUUAUAUUGAACAAGCAUAGCUGCGUUCUGGUCUUUGAUUCGCUUUCCACAAAGCCUCAAACUUCCAUUUACUUCCUCUCCAUCCGCCGAAUCUUGAUGACGUCAGUUCUGAAAUUGAUGGAUUUCGGCGAGGGAUCAAUCCUUUAUGCGAAACAGGAUACGAUUGAGCAGAAGAAGAUCGGAACCUGGGAUGACAUCACCACGGUUACACGGGACACAAAAAUUCGUGAUAUCAUCGCUAUUUUUGUUGAAAAGAAGUUCGCUUGUAUUCCAGUCGUUAAUGAGCAUAACCAAUAUGUUGGUAUUAUAACACGAAGAGAUAUAAUCACCGAAGUUCUCGGAUGUCAAGUGGCCAAUCAAAAAACAUUGGAUCUUACAGUAAAUGACCUUCCGUGCUCUAAGGAGAGACCAAUUUUCGGUAAUAAGCUCAUGACCAUCGCGGAAGCCGUUCACAAGAUUCUUCACACUGACAAACAGUCAUUGCCAAUUGUCAAUGACAAAAUGAAGAUCAUUGCUAUUGUCAGCUAUGGGGAUAUCCUCAGCUAUAUUCAGAGGAACUCAAGCCAGAAGAGUUCAGAAGUACCGUCGACCUCAGCGACGCCAACAUUCGUUCUUAAAUUGAACUAA
Caenorhabditis bovis is the source of this 1431-nucleotide messenger RNA. Lineage: Eukaryota; Metazoa; Nematoda; Chromadorea; Rhabditida; Rhabditidae. The record is from the annotation of a GenBank genome assembly.